GUAGAUCACAGAUCGACAAAUAUGCCCAGCACUCCUUGCACCAACACGUCUUGCUUCAUCAAGACUCCUCACUCGCACGAUGAACGCUGGCGCGAACCCAAGAUCCUGAACACGAUCUUGGACCAUGUUGGCAACACUCCUUUGGUCCGCAUCAACAAGAUCGCGGAAAAGGCCGGCCUCAAGUGCGAAUUGCUCGCCAAGUGUGAAUUCUUCAACGCGGGUGGGUCUGUGAAAGAUCGCAUUGGCAAGCGCAUGAUCGAAGACGCCAUGGCCUCGGGUCGUAUCAAGCCUGGUGACACGCUGAUUGAACCUACGUCGGGCAACACUGGCAUCGGUCUUGCCUUGGCCGCUGCUAUCUACGGCUUCCGCAUGAUCAUCACCCUCCCCGAGAAGAUGUCCCAAGAAAAAGUCGACGUGCUCAAGGCGUUGGGUGCCGAAAUCAUCCGCACACCUACCGAAGCCGCGUGGGACUCGCCGGAAUCGCACAUUGGGGUUGCGAACCGUUUGAACAAAGAAAUCAAAAACUCGCAUAUUUUGGAUCAAUACACGAACCCGUCCAACCCGUUGGCGCAUUACGACCAAACGGCCGAAGAAAUCUUGGAAUCGUGCGGCGGCCAUGUCGACAUGCUUGUAAUUUCGGCGGGCACGGGCGGCACCAUCACCGGCACGGCCAAGAAGAUCAAGGAAAAGUGCCCAUCAGUCAUUGUCGUCGGUGUCGACCCGAAGGGGUCGAUCUUGGCCUUGCCCGACUCGCUCAACGACGAAAACCGCUUGAAGUCGUACCAAGUCGAAGGCAUCGGGUACGAUUUCAUCCCGGACGUGCUUCACCGCGACGUCGUCGACAAGUGGAUCAAAUCCAACGACCAAGACUCGUUCGUGAUGGCGCGCCGCAUGAUCCGCGAAGAAGGGCUCCUCUGCGGUGGUUCGUGUGGUUCGGCCAUGUCGGCCGCUGUGAUUGCCGCUAAGGACCUCAAGGCCGGCCAAAAGUGCGUCGUCAUUUUGCCCGAUUCGACGCGCAACUACAUGACCAAGUUCUUGUCGGACGACUGGAUGUACGACCACGGAUACGUCCAAAACUUGGACAAGAAGCCCGCCAACCAAGCGUGGUGGGCGAAGAAGGUCGUGUCGGAGCUCCCACUCAACGUCCCGUACACGAUCACGUCGUCGCUGUCGUGCAAGGAAGCCGUCGACAUCUUGAAGCGUGAAGGGUUUGACAACCUUCCUGUUGUCGACGAGCAAAACGCGAUCGUGGGUGUGAUCUCGGAAGGCAACUUGACGGCGCAAUUGCUCCCCGGCCGCAUCUUGCCGAGCGACCCCGUCUCGAAGGCCAUGUACAAGCAGUUCAAGAAGGUCAACACCCACACGACGUUGUCCGAGUUGAGCCGCAUCUUCGACAAGGACCACUUUGCGUUGGUCGUGACGGAACAGCGCUGCUUCUCCGCCGGUGGCGUCGUUGAAACCAAGAGCGUCAUCUUUGGUGUUGUCACCCGCAUCGACUUGUUGACAUUCAUCACGAAUCAAGAGUAAACUCGCGAAUCUGACGUGUUCCAUUUUGUCUUCCAUGUCGAACACGCCAGAUGGGAGCUAUGAAAGUCGAAGGAAGGGCUCUCCGUCGGACCAUCGUGGCCCAUGCAACCCCCAUCUCCACUUGGCAGUCCGCUUUCGACCUGGUCCAUGGAGGAGCCGCCCCCCAACCACACCCGUUCUUGCUUGUACCAAAGAGACAUUGAUGAAAUAUGCAUGGGAUUUCCCUACCAACAACAGCAAGUCACACGGUGCGUUUUUGAUCUGGCUCACGCGUGGAGCAAGGUAUGCCGAGGGAGCACCACAACGGCAUCCUUCUACGCGAGCAAUCGGCAAGCGAGUCGGGCGCUUCAGUGGGUGCGGCGGUCACACCUUUAAAGUCAGGUGAGUUCGCUCGCAUGAUGGGCAAAGGCUCGAAAAGCGUACCAGCGAAGUGGAGGACCAGGACGGGGCUUGAUGCGCUAUUGAAGAUAAUCACACUAGACAAGUGCGGGUAAUAGUGUGGCAAUGGAGCCGAA
Molecule: messenger RNA, 2042 nt
Organism: Aphanomyces invadans
Lineage: Eukaryota; Oomycota; Saprolegniomycetes; Saprolegniales; Verrucalvaceae
Product: cystathionine beta-synthase
Exons: 7
Coding region: 22-1527 (501 amino acids)
Cellular component (GO): cytoplasm
Molecular function (GO): cysteine synthase activity; cystathionine beta-synthase activity
Source: RefSeq, a predicted model, not a curated record